Anguilla rostrata (American eel) is the source of this 8201-nucleotide messenger RNA. RefSeq names its product dedicator of cytokinesis protein 6-like. The coding region runs from base 526 to 6867 and encodes 2113 amino acids. NCBI's taxonomy places the organism in Eukaryota, Metazoa, Chordata, Actinopteri, Anguilliformes, Anguillidae. Gene Ontology annotation, biological process: positive regulation of GTPase activity; small GTPase-mediated signal transduction. Gene Ontology annotation, molecular function: guanyl-nucleotide exchange factor activity. Gene Ontology annotation, cellular component: cytosol. The record is from RefSeq and is a predicted model, not a curated record. The transcript has 51 exons.
CCUGCGCGAGCACUUGUCGUGACUUGAUCCUCGGAGAGCAAUUUAUGUUGCUAUUGCGCGUAAGGGAUACAGGUAGCGAACUUCUAAGGACGUUAAUAUUUUCCUGUUAAAGAUUAUUUGAAAGCAUGCCAAAUGUUUAUGGUUAGCAAAACAAUUAAAUUACUGAUUGCGAAGUUAUAUGCAUGAAACGCACAUUUGGCUAAGGGUAGAUUUACGUUGAUGACAAAUAGGAAUAUAUGAGUGUUUCAUAUACCGUCUGAUUUUGUCCAACGAUUCAAAUAUCUGCCGUUUAAAUAUUUAGCAUGUCUGUUUAACGCAUGCCUUGAUGAAACCGGUUAAGUGAGAAUCCUGUGACUUGACAUUGGAUCUGGAUGAAAUGUUCAGCUCCUAACCGGUGGGAGGCAGCACUUGGCAUCCUGGCGGCACAAGGAAACGCAGCCGGGGCAGGACGCUGAUGCACCAGCGCAGGAAAACGGGAAUAUUUCGCAGGACGGCGCGUGAACCCGUGAAUGGAAACAGUUCGGAAUGGCAGCGUCAAAUAGCGAAAGGAGGGCGUUCGCGCACAAAAUCAAUAGGACAGUGGCGGCGGAGGUGAGAAAGCAGGUCUCCAGAGACUAUGGAUCUCCCCUGCUGUCCAAGAAGCGAGCAGGAGCCCAUCAGCCUGUUCCUCUGACGGAGGCGGUGGAGCCCGUUGAUUUUGAGGAGUAUUUGAGUAGCCAUGCCCCCGGGGUGGAGCCUGGGCCCCUCAGGCAGUUGCUGGAGUUUCCCUCUGAUGACCUGCAGCUCCUCCCACAGGAGAGAGAGUGCACUACACUGGAACCGGCACAGCCUGAGGAGGACUCGCUGGACCCCAGGGUGAGGGACGCCUUGGCCGUGUACACCGAGCCCUGGCUCAUCAUUCAGAGGAAGUACCGGCUCUACAGUACCAGCCACACCCCUCACUCCUCUGAGCGACAGAGAGAGAGGCAGCGGGGGCUGGACAAGCAGACCUUUGAGCUGGACGAGACCGCAGCCGAUCGCCAUGACGACCAGGAGGAAGUGAAGCGGCGCUCGGUGUCUGUGGAGGACGCUCCUCGGGGCAGUUGGGCCUGCAGUAUCUUUGACCUGAAGAACUCGUCCCCGGACAGCCUGCUGCCCUCGGUGCUGGAGCGCACCGCCACCGAGGAGAUGGACCGCCGCAACGCCGAUGCUCGCCAGCAGGGGCGCCAUCCCGACCUGCUGGGACUCUUCCCUGCCCCUGAUGAGGAUGAAGCUGUAGAGCGCUGCUCCAUACCCGACGUGCCCAAAGAACAUUCUGGACAGAGGAUCCUGGUGAAGUGCCUGUCUCUGAAGUUUGAAAUAGAAAUUGAACCAAUUUUUGGAAUUAUGGCUCUUUAUGAUGUCAAGGAAAAGAAAAAGAUCUCAGAGAAUUUCUACUUUGACCUGAACUCCGACCAGAUGAAGGGCCUGCUCCGCCCGCACACGCCCCAGGUGGCCAUCUCCACCCUCGCCCGCUCCGCCAUCUUCUCCAUCACCUACCCGUCCGCUGACAUCUUCCUGGUCAUAAAGUUGGAGAAAGUACUUCAGCAGGGUGACAUUGCAGAAUGCUGUGAGCCCUACAUGGUCAUGAAAGACUCAGACUCUUCAAAGCACAGAGAGAGGCUGGAGAAGCUGCGUGUGCAGGCGGAGCAGUCGUGUUCGCGCCUGGGCCGGUUCCGCAUGCCCUUCGCCUGGACCGCCAUCCACCUGCUCAACAUCGUCAGCAGCGUGGGGGGGCUGGACCGCGCCGACUCCGACUCCGACUCCGAGCGGAAGGGAACCUGGAAUGAGAGAAAGAAGAAGGGAUUUGAGCGGAUGAGUGUGGGAGAGGACAUGUGCAACUUUACAUCCUUCCGCCCCGCCACCCUCACUGUCACCAAUUUCUUCAAACAGGAGGGAGACCGGCUAAGUGAUGAAGAUCUCUAUAAGUUCCUGGCUGACAUGCGCAGACCUUCAUCUGUCCUGCGCAGACUAAGGCCCGUUACAGCUCAGCUGAAGAUUGAUAUUUCUCCAGCCCCUGAAUCUCCUCAUUACUGCCUGUCCCCUGAGCUGCUCCAUGUCAAGCCGUACCCUGACCUUCGAGUGCGCCCCACCAAGGAGGUCCUGGAGUUCCCUGCUCGCUACGUCUACACCCCCCACACCACCUACAGGAACCUGCUGUACGUGUACCCUCAGAGUCUGAACUUCAGCAGUCGACAGGGCUCAGUCAGAAACAUCGCUGUCAAGGUGCAGUUCAUGGCAGGAGAGGAUCCCAGCCAGGCCCUGCCUGUCAUCUUUGGGAAGUCCAGCUGUGCAGAGUUUCAGAAGGAGGCCUACACCCCAGUCAUUUACCAUGACAAGUCUCCGGAGUUCUAUGACGAGAUGAAAAUGAAGAUUCCUGCAGACCUGACGGAUAACCACCACCUGCUCUUCACCUUCUACCACAUCAGCUGCCAGCCCAAGCAGAACACCCCUCUGGAGACCCCCGUGGGCUACACCUGGAUCCCGUUAAUGCAACAUGGCCGCCUGCGGACGGGCUCCUUCAGCCUGCCCGUGUCUGUGGAGAAGCCCCCGCCCAGCUACUCCGUCCUCACCCCGGAUGUAAGCCCUGCAACCCCCAUCAUACCCCUCUCCACCCCAAAUAGGUUAAUUGUGGUGCCUGUGUCGUCGAUGAAGCGGUCAGUGAAUGCUGACUGCCCUGUGGGCCUGCAGGACCCUCACCUGGAUAAGUUCUUCACGCUGGUGGACGUGCUGGAGGAGUACUCCUUCCCCUUCCGGCUGAAGGACGUCAUCAUCACCGAGGGCAACGUGGAGGCGGAGCUGAAGGCCAGCAUGGCGCAGCUGCGGGCCGCCCUGCUGGACACCUGCGUGCGCUUCCUGCACCAGCUGCUCGGGAAGCUCAUCCUGCUCAUCGUCCACCCGCCCGUCAUCGCCGGGCAGAUCGUGAAUCUGGGCCGAGCUGCGUUUGAGGCCAUGGCGCUGUUAGCCAAUCAGAUCCAGAAGAACUUGGAGGGCAGUCAGGACCACCACGGCCGAAACAACCUGCUGCUGUCCUACAUCCACUACUGCUUCCACCUGCCCAGCGGCGACCCCCCCGCCCCGCCCGGCGGUCUCGCCCCGCCCUACGAGCUGCCCAUCCAGUACGCCACGUUGUCCCGGGCAACGGCGCGGCCCAGCAGCCUGCACCUGUCCCGCUCCAAGAGCAUCAGCAACUCCAACCCCGACCUGGCGACCACGCCCAACUCGCCUGACGAGGAGGUGCAGAGGAUCAUCGGGAGCAAGGGGAUUGACCGCUCGCACUCCUGGGUGAACUCUGCUUACGCCCCUGGGGGCUCCAGGGCCGUCCUACGCAGGAACCCCCACUCCAGCAGUGAGCUCAAGCAGGCAUGUGAGCACAGCUCCAAUCGCAUGUCUGCUUUCCUGGAGAACACCUUCUUCUGCCCCGCCCCAGCCAGGCACAUCGCCAAAAAGCUGCUCCACGAGGAGCUGGCUCUGCAGUGGGUGGUGAGCACCAGCACAGUGAGAGAGGCAGCGCUGCAGCAGUCCUGGUUCUUCUUCCACCUCAUGGUGAAGAGCAUGUCCCAUCACCUGUUCCUGGCCUCUCGUCUGGACGUCCCGAGACGGCAGCGCUUCCCCGAUCGUUUCGUGGACGACAUAGCCGCUCUGGUGUGCGCCAUCAGCGCCGACAUCUCCAGCAGAUACCACAAGGACGUGGAGCUGGUUGAGAGGUUGAACAGCAGUCUUGCUUUUUUCCUUAAUGACCUUCUGUCACUCAUGGACAGAGGUUUUGUGUUCAACCUCAUUCGCACCUACUAUAAACAGAUCUCCAGUAAGCUGCACUCCACCCCGAACCCCAGCGCCCUGAAUGCGCUCAGGAUGGACUUCAUCCGCAUCAUCUGCUGCCAUGAGCACUACGUCUGCCUCAACCUGCCCUGCUCCACCCUCAGCCCCCCCGCCUCGCCCUCCCCCUCCACCUCCUCCACAACCUCACAGAGCUCUGCGUUCUCCAGUCAUGUGCAGGACCAGGGCGUGGCCAGCAUGUUUGAGCUCUCCCUGCCCUUCAGACAGCAGCACUUCCUCUCCGCCCUGCUGCUCACUGAGCUCUCCCUGAUCCUGGAGCCUGAGGGAGAGGGGGUGUUCUUCCUCCACAAGAAGGCGAUCAGUGCGCUCCACACGGUCCUCUGCAGUCACGAUGCAGAUCCGCGCUACACCGACCCUCAGGUGCGCCCCUACAUCGCCCGGCUCUACCUGCCCCUCCUCCCCAUCGUCAUGGAGACGCUGUCCCAGCUGCACGACUUCACGGAGACGUGCCCGACUCGGGGGAGACACGCCUCUGCCGCUGCCUCUGAUGACAUCGACUCGGACGGCAGUACCAUCAGCCAGUCUGUUGCCAUGGCAAUAGCAGGCUCCCCACUUCCACACUCCAAGGCCAACCCCUUUGCCCUCCCGGCUGUGGCUGGGCGCCCGGGCUCCUCCCUCUCUGCAGAGUGCAGCAGGACUCUGCUGGCCUGCUUUCUGUGGGUGCUGAAGAAUGCUGACUCAGACUUGCUGGAGGGCUGGAUCUCUGACCUGUCUGUGCUGCAGAUCAACCGUCUGCUAGACCUGCUGCACCUGUGCGUGUCCUGCUUCGAGUACAAGGGGAAGAAGACUCUGGAGAGGAUCAACAGCCUGACCUUCAAAAAGUCCCAGGACAUGAAGGCCCGUCUGGAGGAGGCCAUACUGGGCACCAUCGGGGCGAGACAGGAGAUGGUGCGGAGAUGCCGAGAGAGGAGUCCGUAUGGCGGUCAGGAGAACGUGCGAUGGAGGAAAAACGUCACUCACUGGAGACAGACCACAGACCGAGUCGACAAAACAAAAGCAGAGGUGGAGCAGGAGUCUGUGGUGGACGGAAAUCUGUCCACUGAGGCCUCCCUGGUGGUGCUGGACACGCUGGAGAUCAUUGUGAAGACGGUGAUGAUGUCGGAGCUGAAGGAGAGUGUUCUUGGCGGGGUGCUGCGGGUUCUGCUCCACAGCAUGGCGGGGAAUCAGAGCGCACACUUCCUGCAGCACUGCUUCACCACCCAGAGAGCGCUCGUCUUCAAGUUCCCUGAGAUGCUGUUUGAGGAGGACACGGAACUGUGUGCAGACCAGUGUGUGUGUGUGUGUGUGUGUGUGCGUCACACACACACACACAGAGCGUGUGAUCGAUGGCCUUCCCUCCUGCAGAACUUUGCGCGGGUGAAGAUGCAGGUGACCAUGUCGCUGUCCUCCCUGGUGGGGAUGUCUCAGAACUUCAACGAGGAGCACCUUCGCCGCUCCCUGAAGACCAUCCUCACCUACGCUGAGGAAGACCUGGAGCUGAGAGACACGCCCUUCCCAGAGCAGGUCCAGGAUCUGGUGUUCAACCUGCACAUGAUUCUGACUGACACGGUGAAGAUGAAGGAGUACCAGCAGGAUCCAGAAAUGCUCAUUGACUUAAUGUACAGGAUCGCUAAGGGUUACCAGACGUCCCCGGACCUGCGUCUGACGUGGCUGCAGAACAUGGCGGGGAAGCACUCGGAGAGGGGCAACCACGCCGAGGCCGCCCAGUGCCUGGUGCACAGCGCCGCCCUGGUGGCGGAGUUCCUGAACAUGCUGGAGGACUGCCGCUACCUCCCCAUCGGAUGCGUCUCCUUCCAGAACAUCUCCUCUAACGUGCUGGAGGAGUCGGCGGUGUCUGAUGACAUCCUGUCCCCGGAGGAGGAGGGCAUCUGCACGGGGAAGUACUUCACCGAGUCCGGCCUGGUGGGGCUGCUGGAGCAGGCGGCUGCCUCCUUCAGCAUGGCGGUGAUGUACGAGGCCAUUAAUGAGGUGUACAAGAUCCUGCUGCCGAUCCACGAGGCCAGCAGGGACUUCAAGAAGCUGGCCAUCGUCCACGGCCGGCUGCAGGACGCCUUCAACAAGGUCUGCAACCAGAGUUCUGGAUGGGAGAGGAUGUUUGGGACCUACUUCCGAGUUGGUUUCUAUGGUAGCCGAUUCGGGGACCUGGACGAGCAGGAGUUUGUGUACAAGGAGCCGUCCAUCACAAAGCUGGCAGAGAUCUCCCAUCGGCUGGAGGAGUUUUAUAUGGAGCGGUUUGGAGAUGAUUCUGUGGAGAUCAUUAAGGACUCAAACCCGGUGGACAAAACCAAAAUGGAUCCUAAUAAGGCGUAUCUCCAGAUCACCUACGUGGAGCCGUUCUUUGACACCUAUGAGCUGAAGGAGCGCAUCACCUACUUCGACAAGAACUACAACCUGCGCACCUUCAUGUACUGCACCCCCUUCACCCUGGACGGCCGCGCCCACGGGGACCUGCACCAGCAGUACAAGCGCAAAAGCAUCCUCACCACCUCCCACGCCUUCCCCUACAUCAAGACCCGCAUCAACGUCAUCCACAAAGAGGAGGUGAUCCUGGUGCCCAUAGAGGUGGCGAUUGAGGACAUGCAGAAGAAGACUCAGGAGCUGGCCUUCGCCACCCACCAGGACCCCUCUGACGCCAAGAUGCUGCAGAUGGUCCUGCAGGGCUGUGUGGGAACCACAGUCAAUCAGGGUCCUCUCGAGGUGGCCCAGGUCUUUCUGGCGGACAUUCCGGACGACCCGAAGCUCUUCCGCCACCACAACAAACUCCGCCUCUCCUUCAAGGACUUCAGCAAACGGUGUGAAGAUGCACUCCGAAAGAACAGGAGUCUUAUUGGUCCAGAUCAGAAGGAGUAUCAUCGAGAGCUGGAGAGGAACUAUGCCAAACUGAGGGAGUCUCUGUUUCCACUGCUCAACCGCAAGAUCCCUCAGCUCUACAAGCCCCUGACCCUCCAGCCCCCGCCCUCGCAACGAAACUCCUUCAGCCGAUCCAGUCUUCGCAAAGUGGACUGCUGAAGACACUGAACCACUUUGAGAACUUUAUAACCAUUCCACCAAAACCAUUCCCCUCCUUUUUAUCCACCCGUGUUCUCCUUUUCUCCUCCUCUCUCUACCUCCUACCCAGUCUCUGUCUUCAUCUUUUUCUCUGUAUUUCUCCCUCAUUCAUUUUCUCUUUCCUCAUCUCUGUUUCUGACAGUGCUCCAAAUGUAAUCUUUUUUUAGCUUUUCUCUUUUGUCCGAGUAAACACACUCCCCGAAACCUCAGGCUUAUUGGCCAUCGCAUAAAAUUUUGCAGAUCUCUUUUUUUUUUCUCCGUCAGUCUUGAGAAAUUAAAGCUGUGCCUUCUGGGGCAGUCUGCACUGAGGGAAGAGGUCAGUUACGCAAUUUGAAUACAGUCCCAGUCGCUGUCCCUGCACCUGACACACUCAACACCAUCACUGAACCCCACAGACUCAACACUAUCGCUUAACACCACACAAUCAGCCCUGUAGGGGAGAGGUAUGGACAUUUAUUAGACGCUCGGCAGGCCCAGUCCACUUUCAGAGUCCUGUUCAUGUAAUUCUGCAAACAACAAAUGCCAAACGUAAACGUCUCUUCAUUUCUUUCUAAUAUGAAUUAGUAUGAGGACUGCUCUGUGUAUGUGGGUUGAUUACUCUGUAUGCAGUUAACCAGGCCUGAGUUCUGACUGCUCUGUGCUUGAUUAUCAGGACUGGUUCCUCUGUGUUUAUGAGUAAUGACUGCUCUGUGUGUGUGUGCGAUUACCAGGGCUGGUUGCUCUGUCCUGUCUGAAGCUUUUAGCUGCUCUGACUAUUGAACCAUGUAUAGCAGCAGUGUCCAGUAGCUUGUCUGUGUGAGCCAGUUUUAAAUGCUGUUAAAGUUUAAAAAAAGAAAAAAGAAAAAGAAAAAUGCUGAGUUGUAGCCUUGCAGCACAUGUUUGCAAUUAUGUGUGUGCGUGGGGGGGUAAGGAUGUGUUUGCAUAUAUAUGUAUGAUUGCGUGUGUGUGUGGGGGGGGGUUUGCGUGCGUGUGUGUGUGUGCGCAUGUGCGUGUGUGUGCGUGUGUGCGUGUGUGCGCGCAUGUGCGUGUGUGUGUGCGCGCAUGUGUGUGAGCGUGCGUGUGUUCGCUUGAAUGUGUAAAUGUGAAGUGAGCAUUUAUUCUAUAUUUCUGCACUCCUGUCUUAUGAAAAGAGUAACAGAACUACUGCUGUCUAACUACUGUACUGUAACACUGUACCCUAACCACCUGUGUAACGUCUCUUAACCACUGUGUUUCAGACAAAAAUAUUUAUGAUGUAUUUUUUACUGCUUUGUAUUAAAGGUAUUUUUCAGUCCCAGAUGGGAUUCUGACUGUAA